Molecule: messenger RNA, 724 nt
Organism: Guyanagaster necrorhizus
Lineage: Eukaryota; Fungi; Basidiomycota; Agaricomycetes; Agaricales; Physalacriaceae
Product: HIT-like protein
Exons: 6
Coding region: 39-587 (182 amino acids)
Molecular function (GO): catalytic activity
Source: RefSeq, a predicted model, not a curated record
UGCUCUCUACAAGCGACAGCGAAGCGAAGGUCUUGAUUAUGUUCGAACUGUCCUGGCUCUUCUGUUUUCCCCUGCGUAGGUGCGCAGAUCACACCCCAAUCGAUUCAGAGUCUUUGGCUGACAAGGCCUACGUGAAAUCUUGUGUAUUCUGCAAUGUCUCGAAAGAGACCGGCUUCAAUAUUCUUUGGGAGGAUCAUAAAUUCAUCGCCUUUUACGACCGGAACCCCGCAUGCAGACACCACGUUCAAUUAAUCCCGAAGACCCACAUUCGAAGUAUAAAAUACUUGACGAAAGAUGAUGUCCAGCUUGUUCGGGAUAUGGCUGAUAUCGGCAUGAAUAUUCUAAGUAAUCUCGACAUCCCGAAGGACAUGAGAAGGAUGGGGUUUCAUAUACCGCCCUUCAAUUCUGUUAAUCACUUGCAUCUUCAUUUACAAGGUCUGCCGUAUAAGAAUUUUAUUCGCGCGGCAAAGUAUCCGGUCGUUCAAGGUGGUGAACACCACGACAAAGGAUUCAGUCAUUUUGUAGAGGUGGAGCAGGCCAUAAGAAUCCUGGAGAAAGGUCACGGCAUCAGUCUUUCUCCAUGUUAAUUACAGCUUCAGUAGGCGUCAAUUCGCAUCAUCCUAGGACACCUUGAGUGCCCUCGUGGCCGUACCUGUUCUAAUUUUACCUGCUUGGGUCUUGGGAACGAAAAUAGAGUGCCAUUAUUCUAUUAUUGGGUGAUAAC